AUGGCAUUUUUAUAUAAUGACGGAUGUGAAACUUCUGAAGGAGAUUUCACCAAAUGUUUUAUGAAUAUAUGUGAAAUAAAUUUAAAUAAAUUUGAAGCAUCAUAUUGUAGAAUUGAGCGACCAGUAGUUGAUAUAAAGAAGGCUUCAAAUAAAAAUUUAAAUGAUCUUUCAAAAAAUUUAUUCACAGACGAAUAUACUCCGUCAAAUUUAAAAUCUAGGAUAAUUAUUCUUUCAAAUAA
Messenger RNA from Plasmodium gallinaceum, 239 nucleotides. Its product is annotated as fam-e protein. The transcript has a single exon. NCBI's taxonomy places the organism in Eukaryota, Apicomplexa, Aconoidasida, Haemosporida, Plasmodiidae. The record is from RefSeq and is a predicted model, not a curated record. The annotation marks the transcript as partial.